Messenger RNA from Exophiala aquamarina CBS 119918, 1686 nucleotides. RefSeq lists its product as uncharacterized. The coding region runs from base 1 to 1686 and encodes 561 amino acids. Lineage: Eukaryota; Fungi; Ascomycota; Eurotiomycetes; Chaetothyriales; Herpotrichiellaceae. The transcript has a single exon. The record is from RefSeq and is a predicted model, not a curated record. Gene Ontology annotation, molecular function: oxidoreductase activity.
AUGUCGACAGCAUACCACCUCUCGCAACACCCCGACAAGUUCGACGUCACCCUGAUCGACGCGGUCGACUACUGCGGCGGACAGGCAUUCUCGAUCCCACUCGACAAGGAACGGCACGGCGCCAGCUGGUUCAACCAAGGCGUGCAAGGCGGAAGCUACAUCUUCCACCACACGCUGACCAUGUUCGCCCGCCAAGGGUUCCACGCCGACCCGGUCAACCUGCAGGUGUCGUUCGGCAAGGACAAGACCUUCUGGACGAAUGUCUUCCCGACAGAGCUGAUUGCACGCCACCAGAAGGAAGUCAAACGUCUGGUGUUUGCUUUGAAAUUCAUGCGCUGGUUCGAGGUGUUCUUCGCCCUGAUCCCGCUCAAGUAUUUCUUCAAGCUGUGGUGCUUCUCCGACGAGUUCACGAAUACCAUUGCCUUACCCAUGACAGCUCUAUUUCUGGGCACAGGGAACUAUACGCCUGAGACGCCGACCAUGAUGCUCGAGCGGCUGUGUACCAGUCCCACCUAUGGGAUGUGGUACCCUCCCGAUCCACUAUCCGUUGCCUCGAACAUGCCUCCGAUGGUAGUGUUCCCCAACUUCAGCGAGUUCUACUCGAUCUGGCGCAAGGACCUGCUCUCACGCGGCGUCACCGUCCGCCUCUCCACCGAGCUCGUCUCCGUCCUCAAACGGGGCCAGAAGACCGGCGUGCUCGUGAGUCUGAAGAACCGCACCCCCGCCCCGGACGGCCACAACCCAAACACAGGCGAACCGACCGCCAGCGCUCCCUACAAGGAACACUACGACGAAAUGGUCCUCUGCGUGCAGGCCGACACGGCAAAACGCAUCCUGGCCCAAACGUCGACCUGGCGCGAACGGAGAGUCCUCGGCGCCGCGAAAUUCUCCAACGACGUGACCAUCACCCACUCGGACGCCAACUACAUGAAAAAGCACUACCAGAACUUCCACUCGGACGCGCUCGCGGUCGACGGCCUGAACGGAGAAUCGCAAGCCUCACGGAACGAGUUUGCGCGCACGCGGUUCCGGCCCAUGUACUACAUCAAGAUGUACGACGCGGACCAGAGCAAGCUGGAGAUGUGCUUCGACACGACCAACUACCAGGCGCAGUUCCCCGAGAACGUGCCGUUCGAGGACCACGUCUUCCAGACGAUCUACCUCAACAAGGAGCGCGACGGGCACCUGUGGUCGGACGGCGAGAUCGACACGUCCAAGAUCAUCCGCACCGACUGGUGGCACCAGCUCUGCCACAGCUGGACGCACUACGUCUUCGUGGUCCCGUGGCUGAUGUUCCUGCAGGCGAAGAGCCACACGCGCUUCGCCGCGAACUGGACGCUGGUCAACGCGCACGAAGUCGCCAUCAUCUCGGGCCUGGCUGCCGCCGUGGACCUGGGCGCCACGUACCCGGAAGACCUGGAGAACGAUCGGUUCGCCCUGCUGGCGUUCAGGCUGUACUAUCUGCUGGUCUACGGGAAGUGGUAUCGCAGGCGAUACAAGGACAGCGCGUCGGACGUCGCGGCGCAGGGCAGGGCCUGGGCCCAGGGCCUGUAUGGCAGCCGGUACUCGGGCCCCGGCGUCGUGGAGCAGGAGAGGUCGACCUGGAGGGAGGAAAUGAAGGUCGGCAGGAGUACAGGCAACUUGGCGCCCGAGGGAGGAAAUCCGGAUGGUAGGAGCCAGCCUUGA